AUGAUUAGAAAAAUAUUCUCUACUUUACCAGUCUCUUUAUAUAAAAAGCUUAAGUUUAAUGUCGGAUUAGAUCACAAUAAGUUUCUUGUUGUUUAGAAAUUUGACAAAAGAAUAGGAAAUUCUACUUUUCUUAACAUCACAAAGUUUGUCUAACCUAGAAAUAAAUCACAGAAUUUGAAGGAUACCUUGAAUCUAUCCAAAAUAGAAGAAAUCCUACGCCAGGAAGAAACCAAUAUAGAACUUUUAAAAGAAUGUAUAUAGUUUGAAAUCCAUGAAAAGGAGACUAAGCCAGUUUUUUAGGAGCAGCAUUCUAAAAAGGCUGAAUAGCUAUAAAAUACUCUAGACUAAGAGACUCUAGAUUUGGUUUCUCUACUCAAUAACUGUGGGUGUGUUUUAGCCAAUCUAGGUCAUUACCAAUUUGCUCUAGAUUUUCAUAAAAGAGCUCUAAAGUUGAAAGAAAAUAUAUAUUCAGAAGAAGAGUAUCAUCCUGAAAUAGCUAUUUCCCUUUCAAAUAUAGCUUCUGUUUAUUACCAUUUAGGAGAGUAUCAUAAAGCUUAAGAAUAUUGUAACAAGGCCAUAACAAUGUAGGAAUAGAUUUACUAAAUGGGAUCUUUAGAUUUAGCUUACUCCCUAAAUUUAAUGGGUAUAAUCUUAUUGGCUGAAAAGAAUUACAGAAAAGGGUUUAAAUUUUAGAGGAGAUCUUUAGAAAUUCACGAAAUUCUUAUCAAAGGAAUGAGUCCAGUUUUAGCUAAUACUUUAUCAAACUUAGGUUUCUCCUACUUUUAAUAUUAAUAAUAUAAAGAUGCUUACUUAUAUUUUGAGAGGUCUAUAAAAAUGAAAGAAAGAUUACUAAUCUAAGAGGAAAAAGAGUUAGCUUUAACUCAUUAUGGAGCAGGUAUUUGUCUUAGAGAAAUGGGACAAGUUAAAAAUGGAGUUAACCAUCUUAAUACUGCCUAUAAAAUGUUUAAUGGAGCUUUUAAGGAAGAAGGAAGAUAUAUACAAAUGAGUUUAUUAGAAUUAGGUAAUACAUAUGCCAAAAUGUAAGACUACUAAAAUGCUUUAACAUAAUACUAAUUAGCCUUAUAAGAAGAAUAUGAAGAUUAAGAUUAAAACAUCUUGUUCUCUUUACACAAAGAAGCAGCCUUAGCUAGCUACUACAUUUAAAAAUAUUAAGACUCUCUUUAACACUCUUAAGAAGCUAAACAAAUUUAACAAUCUGAAUAACCUCUAGAUUAAACAGUUGCUUCAAAAUAUGACUAAGUAAUUAAUUUAACUCUUUUAGCAUUAAGUCAAGAAAGAUAACAAAAACUUUAAGAAUGCAGUUCAACAAUAAAAGAAUUAAUUAAUUUAUAAGAUUAAUUUGAGAUAUAGUAAUCUAAUUCUUUGUAGUUAGAUACUUUAGAUUAAAAUAGUAACAAUAUUAGAUAAAUCCUUGAUAACCAUUUAUAAAAUCUUCUCAGUGCUUAAAAAGUUGCAAUUGAAAAAUCAAAAAUAGUUUUGUGA
Molecule: messenger RNA, 1503 nt
Organism: Tetrahymena thermophila SB210
Lineage: Eukaryota; Ciliophora; Oligohymenophorea; Hymenostomatida; Tetrahymenidae
Product: tetratricopeptide repeat protein
Exons: 1
Molecular function (GO): protein binding
Source: RefSeq, a predicted model, not a curated record